Molecule: messenger RNA, 2515 nt
Organism: Oncorhynchus keta (chum salmon)
Lineage: Eukaryota; Metazoa; Chordata; Actinopteri; Salmoniformes; Salmonidae
Product: P2Y purinoceptor 3
Exons: 2
Coding region: 1-1443 (480 amino acids)
Biological process (GO): G protein-coupled receptor signaling pathway
Cellular component (GO): membrane
Molecular function (GO): G protein-coupled receptor activity; oxysterol binding
Source: RefSeq, a predicted model, not a curated record
AUGAGAGAGUUCUGUGUGAUAAACACUCCCAACAUGGAAGAUAAACAUGAGGAAGAAGAGAGAAAAACAACCACAGUCAGCCAUGAGUAUAAGCCAAGCCUCCAACACCACAGAGAGCACAUCUGUGACAGAGACCCUCUCUUCCUUCACCCCAUCCCCCCCUUUCUCCCCCUCCCCUGCAGUAUUGACGAGUCCUACAAGUACAUCUUCCUCCCUCUCUGCUAUUCCCUCACCUUCUUCUUCAGCCUGACGCUUAACUCCGUUGUCCUGGUGCGCUCCUGCCGUCGCUAUGGUGGCUGUCGCCACGGCAAUGCCCCCCGCCGCUGGACCACGUCUCUGAUCUACAUGGUGAACCUGGCAACCACAGACCUGAUGUACGGCCUGUCUCUGCCCUUCCUGGUGGCCAGCUACAUGCUGCAAGACCGCUGGGUGUUUGGAGACUUCAUGUGUCGCCUGGUGCGUUUCCUGUUCUACUUCAAUCUCUACUGCUCCAUCUUCUUCCUCACCUGUAUCUCCGUCCACCGCUACCUGGGCAUUUGCCACCCCAUGAGGACCAUCACCCUGGAGAGCAGGCGGGCUGUGAGGGGGACCUGCGCCAUGGUGUGGGUGGUGGUGUUCAUGCUUACGUGUCCCAUCUUUAGGUUUGCCCAGACGGGGUAUGUGGUGAGAGGAGGAGGUGGUGGAGGGAGGGCAGGAGAGCGGGGGAAUGGAUCUGAGGAGGAGGGGGGUGGAGAUGUAGUCGGUGGUGGGCCGAAUGUGUUUGUGAACUGUUGGGAUGAUGCUAUUGAUAAUGAGUUUGCAGAAUACGUCCCGUAUGGCCUCGUCCUGCACCUACUGGGCUUCUUCGUCCCAUUCACCAUCAUCGCAUGGUGCUACUCCCAGGUAGUCAGGACCAUCUUUAGGACCCUGCAUUCCCCAUCCAGCUCCCAGGUGGGGGGAGACGAGGAGGGAGGUGGUGGGGGGUCAGAAGGGCGCAGGGAGAGAACGUCCAUCUCCAUCUCCAGUUCACAGCACUCCCAUUACAUCCGCAGGCGCCGCAAGUCCAUCAAAACCAUCAUCACCAUCACUCUCCUGUUCGCACUCUGCUUCCUCCCCUUCCACGUUACCCGGACACUAUUCCUGCUCCUCAGGAGGGGUCAGAUGGGAGGAUGCAAUGCCAUGAAGACAAUCUCUAUCUGCUACAAGGUCACUAGGCCACUGGCCUCCUGUAAUGCCUGGCUGAACGCUCUCCUGUACUUCCUCACUGGAGACAAGAGUGUCCCCUGCUGUGACACGGCCAGUCAGCAUGACCACCACCGCAACCCCUCUCUCUGGCCACUGAGGAUCCUGAUGAAAGACAGAGUGGGAGAGAAGGAGGAGGUGAAGAGAGAAAAGAAGACGGAAAAGAAGGAGGGGGAGAUUCGUCGAGACAAUGAGUCAAAGUCUUCUGGGAUUGUCUUUUAGGAGAUUUUAUGUUCAGAACAAAUAUGGAAUCGUUUAAGUGUACAUUUGUGUGUGUGUGUGUAUUUUUUUUUUACCUUUCUAUUUGGGACACCUAGUAGUUUUGCACUUUAUUUCAUUUGGACUUGUUACAUUUGUUACUUUCUCAGUCGGCAUGUUGACAUUAAAUGCAGGUCAAGUUAUCUUCCUGAACAGUGUGGUCUAUUUCUUGUUCGUGUUUAACUUUAUUUGUGUGAUCACCAGCCAACAAAGACGGGUUAUUACAAGGAGUGUCCUGUGAUAAUUAGCCAAUCUUUAAGAGAGGUAGGUUAAUGAGCCUCCCUUUUAUCUGGUCCUCUAACACUGCACAUUGCUUAAUCUGACACCCUCACACAUCUUUAAACUCUGUAUUAAUUUACAAAACAUGUCUGUCCCUCUCAAUCACUCACACAUUUUGGGAAGGCGCGCACACACACACACACAACCUCCAUUCAUACAUUUCCCAGUCAUAACCGUCCCUCCACCCCUUUCUCCAGGCCAGAGGACAGCUGGUGUAUAAAAUGUGAUGUUGCAACAACGCAGGCUGGGACAGUAAGCAGCUCUGCCCCUGCUUAUCAGCAGCCAGUGACCCACGAAGCCUGGACCACAAAUAUUAUUGCUGACUACUGUUCCCUCCCCUGCCUCUGUUAAUGGAAAAGCGUGUGUGAAAAAGCUGUAGGCAUAGGACCAGUAGCAGCAGCCAGCACAAAUAGCACAGUCAGAACACUCUAAACAUCCUAGAUGCUAGAGGAAACCAUGGAGGAAGUCUCAAUAGUCCAAUUCAACACAGUAAUUGUUAUAGAAGGACAACUGCACAGUCACUGAUUUCAGCUGUUAUAAAAUCAACUUUGAUGUACUAUUGUAAUCCAGUACAGGGUUCGAAUUACAACUGGGCUAGGGGACUGGACACCCCAUAACAAACCAUUGUAUUUCAACCUAAUAGGCAUACCACCCCUAGGGGCAAAAACCAGCCUCAUAUUCACCCUAAAAACCUGGACUUAUUCCCAACCCCUAUCCAAACCUUAUCUUGUAUGUUUACUAUUAAAAUCUGUUUGGA